This is a messenger RNA of Prorocentrum cordatum, 795 nucleotides long. Lineage: Eukaryota; Dinophyceae; Prorocentrales; Prorocentraceae. The record is from the annotation of a GenBank genome assembly.
UGGCACCAGGCCUCCAGGGGUCUGGCGUGCGCCGGCCUGGGCUUGCGGCGGCUGGAAGCGCACGCGGCGGGCGCCUACCUGGCGAGCCUCGGCGCCACGCGGCGCCUGUGCUCGGAGCUGGACCCGGCGCGCAGCUGGGCACUGGAGGAUGCGGGCACGCGGGCUGGAGCUGCUCUCUCUGCGCGCAACGCGCAGCUCCCGCAGUCCGCCGGCCUGCGCCCGGGCGCUCUCGAGACGGCCAAGCAAAAGGACCUCUCCGCCGCGUUCGACGACUAUUGGCACCGACACUUUCUGGAGAACCUCGGGGCAGCCUACCGCGCGGACAUCCAGUCCGAGCUGCUCCCCGGCGCGUCGGGCUUCUUGGAAGUGGCGCCCAGCGAGAAGCUGGGGCUGCUGUUCGAGCCGGAAGAGAGGCGGCUUCUGCUGCCGGUCUACGACGCGGACCACUUCUGCCCCUGUUGCGACGAGCCUUGCGACCGGCACGGGCGACACGCGGGCCUCUGCGCGGGCGCGGGGGACCGGGUUUGCCGGCGCAACGCCGCGCGCAACUUGGUCGGGCGAUUCGCCGCCGCUGCCCGCUGCAACCCGGAGCUGGAGAGGCCGGGGCUCCUACCGCCGCGCCCGGGCGACGACCGCGCCAUCGGGCGCCGCCCCGCCGACGUGUGCAUCCCGAGCUGGCACCUGGGCACGCCUGCCGCUUUCGACUUUGCGGCUGCCCGGGGCAUGGCUUUCCAAGGGGUUGGAAGCGCCGCCGACGCGUACGAGGUGGUCAAGCGCACCCACCUCGACACAGAG